This is a messenger RNA of Uncinocarpus reesii 1704, 324 nucleotides long. RefSeq lists its product as uncharacterized. The record is from RefSeq and is a predicted model, not a curated record. Lineage: Eukaryota; Fungi; Ascomycota; Eurotiomycetes; Onygenales; Onygenaceae. Bases 1 to 324 code for a protein of 107 amino acids. The transcript is spliced from 2 exons.
AUGUCUUCUCCUCGGAAACGGGAAGCACAAGAGUCUUCUGGGAAACAGCAAGAUAGGGAAGAUUGGGAAUCAUACGUCAACCUGGACGGCAGCGACUCUGCGGACGACUCGGACCAGAUGGCGGCAGUCGAAGAGCAAGAAAAGGCGCAGGUCUCCGCACCAGCUCCAUCGCCUAUCCAACGUCGUCCUACAAAGAAGCAAAGACGUGGAAAAAACAGUCCUGAGCCCGAUUACUCCGCAAUGGUGCAAGGGCAGAUGGCUGGUAUACAUCGAACUGGCCAGGCAUGCGACAGAUGUAAGCCUUUGUCGAGGCCAGUUUAUUGA